Molecule: messenger RNA, 3375 nt
Organism: Topomyia yanbarensis
Lineage: Eukaryota; Metazoa; Arthropoda; Insecta; Diptera; Culicidae
Exons: 1
Coding region: 104-3085 (993 amino acids)
Biological process (GO): DNA integration
Molecular function (GO): nucleic acid binding
Source: RefSeq, a predicted model, not a curated record
AAUCGGAGAAAGUACACGACGUGAUCUGAUCCGUGUUACCGAGAAACAACUACAUCUACUCGGUUCCGAUUUAGUCGAGAGUUUCAACCUUUGGUCCGUGCCCAUGGACACCUUCUGCUGUCACGUGUCAGGCUCUCCUGCGGCACCCGCUGCACUGCAAUCGAUUUUUCCAAACGUGUUCACCGAUCAGCUCGGUUUGUGCAGCAAAACUAAAGUGAAGUUGGAGCUGAAAAAAAGUGUUCGACCCGUCUUCUGCCCUAAGCGCCCGGUUGCGUACGCGAUGUAUGAUGCCGUUGACCAGGAACUCGACCGACUGGAAAAUUUGAAUAUCAUCACCCCAGUCGAAUAUUCGGAGUGGGCUGCUCCGAUCGUUGUCGUCCGUAAAGCCAAUGGUUCCAUUCGAAUUUGUGGAGACUAUUCCACGGGGCUUAACGCUGCGCUCCAACCAAAUCAGUAUCCACUUCCCCUACCGGACGAUAUCUUCGCCAAGCUGACUAACUGUAAGGUGUUCAGCCAGAUCGAUUUGUCCGACGCUUUCUUGCAGGUGGAAGUCGACGAACAGUACCGUAAGUUGCUAACCAUCAAUACGCAUCGUGGCCUCUACUCCUACAACCGCCUCCCGCCAGGUGUGAAGAUCGCACCUGGUGCCUUCCAGCAGCUCAUCGAUACAAUGCUAGCCGGUCUGCAGUGCACGUGUGGCUACCUCGAUGACGUCAUCGUCGGCGGAAAAACUGAAGAAGACCACGAUCGCAAUUUGCGGGCUGUUCUAAAACGAAUUCAAGAUUUCGGGUUCACCAUUCGAGUCGAUAAAUGCACCUUCCGCAAGCAGCAAGUGCAGUAUGUGGGUCAUAUUGUCGACAGUCGCGGAUUACGUCCAGAUCCCGCCAAAAUCGAAGUGAUAUCCAAGCUGCCGCCUCCAACCGAUGUAUCUGGUGUGCGAUCAUUUUUGGGGGCUAUCAACUACUACGGCAAGUUUGUUCCCAAUAUGCGCAAGUUACGUUAUCCGCUGGACAACCUUCUCAAGGACGAUGCGAAGUUCCAGUGGACUGAUGAGUGCCAGAGAGCGUUCGAGCACUUCAAACAAAUACUCUCCUCGGAUCUACUUCUCACACAUUAUGAUCCGAAGCGGGAGAUCAUUGUCUCUGCCGACGCUUCUUCCGUUGGGCUCGGGGCAACGAUUAGCCACAAGUUCCCCGACGGCACAAUCAAAGUCGUCCAACAUGCUUCCAGAGCACUCACAAAAGCUGAACAAGGCUACAGCCAACCGGAUCGUGAAGGUUUAGCUAUCGUCUUCGCCGUCACGAAGUUUCACAAAAUGCUCUUCGGACGGCACUUUCGUUUGAAAACCGACCACCAGCCUUUGCUCCGUAUCUUUGGUUCUAAAAAGGGAAUACCGGUCUACACAGCCAACCGCCUCCAACGAUUUGCGCUCAAUCUACUGCUCUACGAUUUUGACAUCGAGUACGUGCCCACCCACAAGUUCGGCGACGCAGACUUACUCUCGAGGUUGAUCAACCAGCACGUCAAACCCGAUGAGGACUAUAUCAUCGCCAGCAUCAACCUGGAAGAGGACCUCAGGUCGGUAGUAUCUCAUACAGUUAAAGCUUUGCCUCUCAAUUUCAGAGCCGUCGCACAAAGCACCCAAGCAGAUCCACUGCUCCGAAAAGUCUACCAUCACAUUCAGCACGGUUGGCCGCAAUCUGAACAUUCAGAAUCCGACAUCCAGCGAUUCCAUGCCAGACAGGAAUCACUCUCCGUGGUAGAUGGGUGCAUCAUGUUUGCCGAACGGCUCGUCAUCCCGUCGCUCCAUCGCAAGCGAUGCCUCGAACAGCUCCAUUGUGGCCAUCCUGGUAUGCAGCGUAUGAAGGCCCUCGCUCGAAGCUACGUGUAUUGGCCCAGUUUGGAUGCUGACAUCGUCAACUUCGUCAAGGCAUGCCAACACUGUGCGGCCGUAGCCAGGUCACCUCCUCACUCUUCACCGGUGCCGUGGCCUAAGCAGACCGCUCCGUGGCAGCGCGUCCACGUGGAUUACGCCGGUCCAAUCGAAGGCGAAUAUUACCUGAUCGCCGUCGACUCCUUCUCCAAGUGGCCAGAAAUCAUUCAAACGUCCCGUAUAACCUCGGCGGCAACCAUCAGCAUUCUCGGUGGGUUGUUUGCUCGGUUGGGUAUGCCUGUUACACUAGUCAGCGACAACGGAACCCAAUUCACGAGCGCUGAAUUCGCAGAUUUCUGCGCCUCAAACGGCAUCGAACACCUCACAACUGCUCCGUUUCAUCCACAAUCAAAUGGCCAAGCUGAACGAUUUGUUGACACGUUCAAAAGGGCUGUUACAAAAAUUCGAGAGGGGAGAGGAUCGAUACAGCAAGCGUUAGACAUAUUCCUGUUAACGUACCGAAGUACACCCAACCGGGCACUGCCAGACCAAAAGUCGCCGUCCGAGGUCAUGUUUGGUCGCAAAAUACGCACCUGUCUCGAGCUACUACGUCCCCCAACGGUACGAACUCCAGUGGCACCGUCGGACGAUCACACAAAACCGAGGUUCUUCAGCCGGAACGAUUCGGUUUACGCUAAGCUUUAUGGCCGUAACGGUUGGAAGUGGGCUCCUGGAACAAUCAUCGAAAAAAUAGGAGACGUGAUGUAUAACGUAUGGGUCGAUGAUCGCCGAAUGCUGCGUUCCCAUAUCAACCAACUCCGGAGUCGCCUAGCUGUCGACUCGAUACCAAAGCAACCUGCCAAUCAAGCCACCUCUCGUCAGUAUUCGUUACCGCUCGACAUCCUGUUGGGUGCCUGGAAUCUACCAAAUCAAUCUUCUGGCACGCCAGCACCGUCCCUUGUUGCGAGCGGAUCUGAAUUAUCACCUGUCUCCAGUCCCGAGCAUACCUUGCUAGGUUCAGUGCCGGCGCUUGCGUCGUCUACACCACAGCAGGAAGUCUCGGCUUUCCCAUCAACGUCAUCGACAUCAACAACAUCAACAUCAACUGAAUUCGAAUCCGCCAUCGAAGUCGAAUCCGUGGUAAAUCUACCUAGACGUUCUUCACGAACCCGAAGACCGCCGAACAGGUUUGAUCCGUACCACCUUUAUUAAGAGGGGAGAUGUUGAGGACAACCCUAUCGCGGUGUAUUAAUUAGUACCCCGUUCAGCGCUAGGCUCUAACUCGGCAGCAUAGCUGUCAAUGUGUGAUGCCUGAUAAGCGCAUCAAUGAAAUGUUUUUGUGGUUGUCAGUUUCAGUUUGUUUACGUCCUGUAUAAAGUUGUACCGUGCUUUUAAUGUGUUCGAUAAAAUAUAGUUUGUUUUAAUUGUUAUCGUUCGCGUUUUAUUCCCCUGAUAUAGAGACGAUCCGUAAGCAAGUGUCGGGGACUUACACGGUACAAAAA